AUGACAGAUUUGGCAACACCUAUUGUGUUGCACCUCACCGAACACAAAUCCGGUAUUACAGUCAACGGAAGAGCAGCCAUGCGGCUUGGCCUGACGUCUCCGUCGGCUUCGCAGGCAUCUGACAGGCGCCAUCCGCUUGCAGUGGCUAGCCGCUCGUCCGUCUUCUGUCCCAUUGACGUGGACGGCGACUCUACUGACGAUGCAAAGUCUCCGGCGUCACGCCACCACGACUUGUCCGCACUCUCUUCGCCCAAACGCGGGCCUUCAGUCCUGGAUCUCUCCAUCGAUGCCGCCUACAAUAACGGUACAAAUCGACGCCAAACUAGAGCGCAGGAACUGGAGUACGACGACAGCGAGAUGCAGCACAGCGAGCACAAGGAUGACGUAGAGUGGCCGGGCAGCAGUGCCUCCCAGUCGCCUGGUAGAAAGGAAGAGAGAAAAAAGCCACCACUCAACUUUUUCUUCAACGUAGAAGAGCGAUCCACGCCCAAGAAGCCGCGAAGAGAGGCUUUUGGCUCCAGUCGUCGUGAAAGUAGCAGCGCACGCAGCUCUCCAGCCCCGGACGAGCUCCACGAGGUCAUCUCGGCAGCACGCACGAGCAUCUGCGGCCAAAUGUUUGACCGUUGUGAGCUCGAAUUCGGGCAAGAUCGAGUAGAGCUGACGAUAUGGAAAGACAACAAGGCGCGUUGGCAGGGGAGUGUCAAGUAUGCGCACAUGGUGCGCUUCUGCUUCUCUCGAGUCAAUCGCUCGCCGUACAUCCUGCUGCUGGAGCUGGAUAACUCCAGAGGAAGGUCGGAAUUCGCGACCUUCUACGACCCCAUAUUCGCAAAAGUAUGCGAAGAAAACGAGGCUAAGGGGAAGGCAACACCAAAGGUGUACGGCGUCGUGUUUUACUUUGACGAAGAAAUCGACUAUAUGCGCUGCCAGAGUAUGGGCGACAACAAUCCGAAAUUGGCGCAUCUCUUCAAGGAAAAAUUGUCGGAGACCGAAGUGCGGCAGUUUUUGAAGCUGGACAUGCCUUUUAGGUCACGGUACCCGCGUCGUGUCGAGGUGAAACCCAGCUCGUCUUCAGGCGCCGGUCGUAGCUUGGCGUCGAGAGUGGGGUGCGGGGCUAGACAAGCGCUCGGCAGUGUGGCUAGCUUCUUUCGUCCAACGCCACAACCUUCUGUGUUGGAAGAGGAUGAGAACCCGUCAGUUGUGCGAGACCGUGGCGGUUCAACGCGAGGCCGAACACUGAAUUUGUCUCGUGAUAGUGGUCGCAUACCGCCGGACUUGGACGAGAAGAAAGCGCCGAUCGCUGUCGAUAUAGACAGGCAGUAUCGAGAUUUAGGUGCAGACAGCGCUGUGGACAACGUGGUGGUUAUUCAGAACACCCACCAAGACGAACAGGAUACGAGAGACAACUCGGCAGCAUCUUCUCCAUCGCAGGAGGAGAAAACAAGCGACAAAACAGAGAGCAGGAAACGAGCAGCUACAAGUCGACGUGAGGACGAGAAGCUGAAACGCAGGAGGAUUGAGAGUCGUCGCAACGAAGUGUUGCUCACAUAUCCGUACGAUGGCUCGGACACGUCGGGACGGAUCUCAGUGACGCUCGGCGACGUGGACCGCCUUGUUCCUGGGGAGUUUCUGAACGACAAUAUCAUCGACUUCUAUCUACGAUUUCUCUGGCGCCAUUUGCCUCCGUGGCAGCAGCAGCAGACGUAUUUCUUCUCCUCGCACUUUUUCACGCAGCUGAAUGGCACCAACGGAGCUCACGAGCUAACAAAGGCAGACCCAGACGAACGAUUCGCGCGAGUUGCGCGCUGGACGCAGAAGGAGACGAACCUUUUCGACAAGCGCUUCUUAUUUAUUCCUAUCAAUGACAGCUUCCACUGGAGUGUCGCUGUGUUUUGUAAUCCAGGCUCAGCUAUUAUCAAAAAGCACCGGAAAGUUCGACGUCGGCGUCAAAAGCUCGCUACGGACAAGAAAGAAGUGGUGGACCUGGUGGAUGGCGAUGGAGAAUCGCAACGGCCAUCAGACGCAGAGGCUAACGGCGGUGACAGUGCGGAAGAAGAGGUUGAGGAAGAGGAAGUGCAGUCGUGUCAAGAAGAUCGACUCGCUAAUUCUCCCUGUCUGCUGUUCCUGGACUCUCUGCGCUGUCAUCGAAAAAAGAAGUUUACAAAAAUGCUACGCGACUAUCUGGAAUGCGAGUGGAAAGCUCGUUACGCUGCCAGUGCUGUCAGUGUGUCAAAAGAUGAAGAAAAACUGGAUCCGAACGAGUCGAUUGUGACGGUGUUCGACUCGGAAAGCAUCGGUCUCCUCGAGCCAAACGUACGCAGCACUCGUUUACUGACACGUGACGUCUGUUGCUAA
Phytophthora infestans T30-4 is the source of this 2352-nucleotide messenger RNA. RefSeq lists its product as uncharacterized. NCBI's taxonomy places the organism in Eukaryota, Oomycota, Peronosporomycetes, Peronosporales, Peronosporaceae. The transcript has 6 exons. The record is from RefSeq and is a predicted model, not a curated record. Bases 1 to 2352 code for a protein of 783 amino acids. Gene Ontology annotation, molecular function: cysteine-type peptidase activity. Gene Ontology annotation, biological process: proteolysis.